Eucalyptus grandis is the source of this 654-nucleotide messenger RNA. RefSeq lists its product as uncharacterized. The transcript has a single exon. The record is from RefSeq and is a predicted model, not a curated record. The coding region runs from base 100 to 519 and encodes 139 amino acids. Lineage: Eukaryota; Viridiplantae; Streptophyta; Magnoliopsida; Myrtales; Myrtaceae.
AUCCUCCAUUCAUCUACCGACCCCAUUUGGCACCAGUAUAUAAGUGCUACCGUCACUCCUGAAUUCCAUCCACCCCACUCUUCUAGACCCUCCCUUCCCAUGGCUCGCCCCCUCCAAUCGACACACCCGGCAAUGGGCGCCCCUCAGCUCGGCCUAGUCGCGAUGACCCUCCUCCUCUGCGCCUUCGCGCUGUUCAUGUGCGCUUCCCAUUCCAGGAGGCGGCGGCGGCACUGGCAAGAGUGCUACGGUUUCUUUGAGGAGGAGGCCGUCAUAGAGCUCCACAACGACACGGUCAUCUUGGAGUCACGAGCGGACUGCGAAGGCAACAUGUUCAUGGAUGGCAGAGAAAACGAUGAGGAAGAAGCCGCCACCGCCGCCACCUCUGUGUGGCGGAAGAACAUUCUCCUGGGCGGCAAGUGUCAGCUACCCGACUUUUCCGGGGUGAUAAUUUAUAAUGCCGACGGGAAUAUAGUCACCCCUCCGAAGACUCCUCGCCCUUUGUUGCUCACAUGGAAGUGACGAGGAAUUUCAAUCGACAGACAUUUUAUCCUACGUUGUACCGAGCAAGCGUCUUUUGAUUCUGAAUGUAUGUUGAACUCUUAUGUUAUUGGAGCACCAAAUGUUGGAAAUAGAGUCGAGGUAAAGAUUGACAUA